UGUCUGUUAAAAUUUUUUCUAGCAUUCUUUUUCCCUUCAUAAAGAACAGAAAGCUCAUCGCACCAGUAGAAUUUAGCAGUAAAGUUAUUUUUUAUUCUAUUGCUUUUUAUGCUAUUGGUUAUGAGGGUUUCUAGUUCUCCAAGUGUGUUAAAUUCAUGUGCUUGAAUUUUGCUCAUUUCUUCGUUAAUUUUUCGGAAAUUAUAUUUUUGUUUAGUUCUUUUUGUCCCGAUGAUUUCAAAAUUUAUAUGUAUCACCAUAUGGUUGGAUCCACCAAUGGAUUGAUCCAGUACCUUCCAAACUGUUCCAUUAAAGAUUGGAACCGUACAUAGAGUUAAAUCGAUUGCACUGGCUCUAUGACCUAUAUGUGUUGGUCUGUAGGUUUUUGUACCGUCGUUCAGUAUCAAGUAGUUUGAGUUCAAUAUGGUAUCAUAAAUGUAUUUCCCUUUAUUGUUCGUUACCUCACAGCCCCAGUGUUCAUUAUGGGCAUUGAAGUCGCCGCCUAUGAUAACUCUUUGCCAAUUUUUUGUUUCAUUUAGUAAUUUUUCGAACGCCGCUGUCAGGUCUGCUAUUUGUAUUCGUGGGUUGACAUAUACAGAAACUAUGUACAGGUCCAUGCUUGGAACAUGUAUUCCCAAAACUUCAAACAUAUUAGUUGUCGUUAGAUUAAGUUGUUGAUAGUUGUAGUUAUCCUUUAAGAAUAGACCAACUCCUCCUCCAACAUCUGUUCUACGUGGUUGUAAUAUUCUAUGAUAUCCCGCUAUGUUCAAGGUAUGUAUUUUUUCACUUGGUGCCCAUAUUUCAGAGAGUAUGGCGGCAUCAAGCUCCUCAUGGUGUAACAUGUAUGCUAAUUCAAUUUUAUUUUUGAUAAGACUUUGGAUGUUAUUCUGUAUGAUCUUGAAUGUUAUCAUCAGUAUUAGGAAUAUUCUUAUCUUUGUUGUAACCUAGAAUGCUGGCUAAAUUAUUUAAUGUUUGUACCAGUAAAUCUAACCUGAUAGUUUCAUUGUUAGCUAAGGCAAACGUCAAGUUUUUGUAGGCCCCCUCUGCUGUUUUCAUAAUAUUUUCUUUUUGGUCAGUCAGUUGUUGUAUUUUGUCGUUCCAUUUCUUUCUCAGUUCUACGUGCUUUUGAAUAGUUAUUGUUUCCGUUUCAUCUGUAUCCGAUGUUGCCUUACGCCUUUUACCACCACGGACGGUUGUGUAUCCGUCUGCGUCUACUUCUUGUUCUAUUUGCUGUCGAUUAUUGUUUUGACUAAAAUUGGAGCUUCUUACCUGAAUUGCUGGCUGCUUUUGUGUUACCUCCUUCUCCUUGUUGGGAGUUAGUUUAGCCUGAGCCGAUGGAUUUUGUUUUCGUUCCUUACUUGAUGAAGCUGGGGCUUUUCCUUCGAAUCCUUUCCUGGCAACAGUUGAGUAGUUCUCCUGGAUGGUUUGAAAUUGGUCGGCAUUUUCUAGAAUACUGUAUCCAUUUCGGGUAGGUGUUAUUAAUUCUUGCUUGGCUUCAAAAAAUGUAAGGUUUUUGCUAGCCAUAAGCGUUUUUAUUCUCGUUUGUUUUUCCUUUGCUGGACAUGUUUCUUCGCUUGCUUUAUGUGCACCUUUGCAGUUUCCACAUCUGGUUUCAUUUACACAUUCCUCUUCAUGGCUUUCGCCGCAGUUGAUACACCGUUUCCUUCCUUUACAGUUGAGUGCAAAAUUACCAAAACGUAGACACUUCGUGCACAUGAUUGGUUUGGUAACAUACGGAGUGACUUUAACGUUUGCCGAAAAUACUUUUACGUGUGAUGGAAGUUGGUUACUUCGGAAGACGAUACCGACGCGAUUCGAUUUAACUUUUUUGCCAUCUUGCCAUCGAUUCAUUCUGAAUAUUUCUUCGAUUUCUUUUCCAGAAUCAAUUUCAUCUUUUAAUUCCUUUUCAUCCAGAUCAUUCGGUAUUCCACUUAUCACACCUUUUACGACUACGAAGCUUUUUGGUAUAUAUGCAUUCAAUUGCUUUAUCUUAAGAUUUUGGCACUUAACCAGACGAUUAGCUUCAUUCAGAUCGUUGAAGUACACUAACACUUUAGCUCUUCCCGUUUUUUUAAUGUCGAGGAUGGAUUUUGAAAACGCAUUUUGUUUUAGCACUUGACCAACACUGAUUUUAUUGAUCCCAAUUUCUUCAUCAUCUUUGCUUUGUACUCUUUCAACAACCACUUUAUAGUCCUAUUUGCCGCUGAUAGUGUUGGUGAUAUUAUGCUGGUUGUUUCACCAACACUUUUUAGUUUUGGGACAAUCAACCUAAAAAACGACCAUGUUUGUCGACCGUCUGUCCGUUUUUUGUACCGAGAGUUUUGGAGGUUAAUUGUCCCGUCUCAUCUGUACACGCUCAGCAAGUGUGCGUAAGAAAUGUCAAAAACAACUCUAUAGGGACCUUGGUCACUCUUCUUAUAGUACGCGCACACACGCUCCUUUUUAGCUAAACCGCCGCCAUUUUUUCCGUUGGCGUCUUUUGAAUUGUUUCUCAAAUUAUCCGGCUCCCCACCGCCGGCUCCGCCGGGGUCUUCCAUUUUUACUAAUUAAAAACCACUCCUCAAAGAUUCUUGUUUGUUUUUUCACAAUAAAACACUUUUCAAUCGCUUAAAACAACUCGGAAAUAUAAUUUUAUACUCAGCACUAGAAGAAACGUAUCUUUUCGUCUCGAAAGAUGGCCGUCGAAUGUCAGAAAGUUUUUUUCAGUGCAUAUGUUUUUGGAGAAGCCCUUCAGAAAAAAUAAUGUUGAACAAUCAUCGACCCACCCAAUCAUGAAGAAAAUGACGAUGACUAUCGUUAGCGUUAGCGUAAGAAGCCUGCGUUUUCCGUGCGGAUGGAAUUCGUUUAGCAAGGUUGCGCAAAAACGGCGAAAACGCUUCGAAGUGUCCUGUUUGUUGAGUUCAUCACCGCAAAUUAUAGUCGAAAAAGCGUAGAAAUACCGACCGUCAGUUUAUUGUUUCUAGUCCCGGAGGAAAAGGAACCGUUUCCGGUUCCCGGAUCUUAAACAUUUUAAAGGUAUACUAAAGGUCAAGGUCCUCGGAAGCAAAUUCAUUGUUAGCGCAGUGCAAAGCAUUCCCGUAUGUGGAAAGAUUCGAGCAGGAAAUAAAAAUGAAUCACAGUCAAACGGGAGGCCGGUACACGGGUCUUGGUUUAGGUGGCACGGCUCCCAGCAGAAGUCGAGAUUUUGAUCGAAGCGUUAGUAACAGCUCAAUGGCAGAAUCCACCCGACUGGAAGGGGUCAUCGGGGGUAAUCGGUCUCAGUUUUUCAGUAGCCCCUCGAAAUCGGUUAUCAUAGGUUCGGGCACAAGUGCUAAGCGAAAACCAACAUCUCCCCUGCUGAACAGCAGGACCAGCUUCAAAAGCAGCAGCAAUCUAGCGAGCGGAUUUGGACGGAUCGAUCAGCAGAUCUACACAGAUGCCCAAAGUCGAGGAUUGGUAAAUCGCUUGGUGAAGUACCAUGACACAUCGCAAGCGCUGAACCGAAGUCAAUCCUUGACCAGUUUAUAUAGCAAACCGGGUCAGUUUCCGGUGGUUCACUUGAAGAAACAAGAAUUAAAAUAUUCACCUCGGCGCAACAACAGCUCGUCGAUCAGCUCGGUUCGCAUUGCCCCGCCGGAAAAGUCGGUUUUUCAGGCUAACACCCGGUCGAACAUUAUGAGGUCCGGAUCUUUGUUGAUUCCUACAGAGUCACAUUUGAAAAUGACACCGCAGCAACAGGGAAGUGGCGAAGAUGAGAUCGAUGCCGAAAAUCGGGUGAUAGCACCUACAGCAGAACUGGAUUCGGCUCCAACCAGAUCAGUUUUGGAUGCUUUGAAGGAGAUUUCCAGGAAGCGGAUCAACAACGAGGAGUUGGAUGCUGAUCGAAUAAAGAAACAGUGUAAAGAACUUUCGGAGGUAGAUUCGGGUGCUGUUGGCCCAGGAGGAGUAAAGCGAGCUCGAGAAUUGCCUUCAUCUAGUUCUCCACCUUUGAAAGGUUCCGACUAUCAAAAAAAGCGUUUGUGUCAGAAAAAUAACGACAUUUCCAGUUCGCUGAGUUCAAGUUUGGUCAUGACAACUCCAAAGCGCAUCGAGCCGGUUCAGAUGCGUCCUGCACGAUUAAAUGUCGAUCAGUCUUUUGCCUCGAUGGUGACGCAGCAUUCCUUCGGAGGAACCGCUCUUGUUGAUGGGGAAACUAGGUUCGAAAACCGGGAACCUAUUGGAAAACUUAAUCGUAUAGAAUCAGAACCCCUUCCAAAAACUCGGAUGGUUUCGGUACCGGAGAUGACUAUCCCGCCAGUGAUGGUCAAGCCACGUCCAAUGCAACCAAAAAUAACGCUGUUCAACAAGAAAUACGACGAAAUACUGUUACGUCCAGAUGGAAUUGAUGAUGAGUUGAACUUCGGAUCCGACGAGGAUGAUGAAAUUGGUGGGCGUAUAAGUUUUAUUAAACCGAAACAAAAAUCACCCAAUCUGAGCAGUGAAAAUGUUAGCCUGAAGCAGGUUGAGAAAUCUAAACUUUCAUUGAUGUUGAGUUGUUUGAGCGACGAAUUCGAUGAUCGAGAAAAUGAAGUCAGCAAGCCGAAGGAUCCUGUUGUUGUUCCUGAAAUAACAAUUCCCAUUGCAAAGGACGUUGUCGAUUCGCCUACAGUUGUUGAGGCUGAGAAAAACAACGAAACUGUAAAAAUAAGUGGAAUUUCUGCACUGAUCAAUAAUCCAAUAAAAGAUGCUGGUUUGGGAAAAAUUGACCCUCCAAAUGAUCUCAACAAAACCGUUGGAUUCACAAACCCCAUUGGCAAGUUUACUACAGAGGCAGCAGCCAAACCAAAAGUAUCCGAUUCGAGUAAUAAUAACAUUUCGAAGCCGAGUGAUUCUACUUUCAAUUUUGGCACACCGACAAAACAAGUCGAUAAACAAAACGAAAAACUUAACAGUACUUUCUCAUUCGGAACACCUGUUGCUGAUGCGAAGGCAACAAAUUCAGAACCACCACCAGCUUAUACUUUUCCAACAGCUUCAUCUGCAGCUCCUGUUACGAGCACUCCGGCAGUCGCUUCUACAGGAUUUAGUUUAUCUCCGGCAGUUUCAUCGACUACUGCUGCAUCAGCCAUCGCAAUCAAUUCAUCCGCUCAAAAUCUGAUAUCCUUCUCACCGGCUGCGGUGCCGUCUAUUAAAUCAGCUUUUUCGAUUCCACCAGCAUCAUCCAAUAACACUCCAGCACCAGCUGCCACUGUCAGUACCACUUUUGGCAGUGGAGUUGGUUUUAGUGCUUUCAAACCUACGCAAUCCGCUGCCCAAGUAGUAUCAUCAACAACAACGUCCGUUACAGCCUUCGGUACUAAAGUUUCAACAGCUGCCUCCAGUGCCGCAACCGCCAGUUUCACCUUUGGAACAUCUACUUCCAAACCAAUCUCAGCAGCACCGACAACGGCAUCGACAACAUCCGCUGGAGCAUUUUCCUUCGGGUCAAAACCGAAUACCUCGGCCAUUGGGUCUGCUCCCUCCACUUUCCCCUCUCAACCGUCAUUCGCAAGUACCGCACCGACAACCGCACCAACAGCACCAGCACCUGCUUUCUCUUUCGGUGGAUCAACUGCAACUUCGGCCCCGUCCGCUACUCCGGUCUUCGGAGUUAGCUCUACCACAACAAAUUCCGGCUUUGGAGUCUUCGGAGGAUCAAAACCGUCUCCAGUGACCACUGCGCCCGUUUUCGGGGCCAGUAAUACGAAUGCAUUCAACGCUCCCGCUACAAGCAAACAUCAAGCAGCAGCAACACCGUUCAGUUUCGGCACCAGUCAAUCAUCUACGUCUAGCGCUAACUCCAACACAGGCACCAGCACCUUUACGUUUGCCAGUGGUAACACGGACAACACCCCAAAAUCGGCGGCUUCGACCAGCAUUUUCGGAACAAGCAGCAACAAUAACGACUCAAAUGCUCCACCGGCAUUUGGGGCACAGAAACCUGUGGCCAGCACUUUCGGAGCGGUAUCGGCAUCAAACAACAACACGACAGCACCAACGGCAGCAGCACCAGUCUUCGGAUCAGGUUCAAUGACUUCCAGCCCUGUCUUUGGUACGGCAUCGAAUACAAACGGUACGGCACCAGCAACAGCAGCAGGAAACGCGUUCGGCCAGACAUCGGUGUUCGGUGCGCCUCAGAGCAGUCAAGCGGUUAGCAGCAGUAACAUAUUUGGUUCUACAACCAGCGCCGUUGGAGGAAUGGCGUCUCCUUUUGGGUCAUCAUCGGUAAACAAUAAUACCAAUUCAGGAGGAAUCUUCGGAGCGGCUUCCAAUAAUGCAACAUCUGCCCAACCGACGGCAGCAAACAACAACUUGAAUGGUACGUUUUCCUUUGGUGCAGCCUCGUCCGGAGUUCAAGCCCCGCUAGCCAGCAAGCCAUUCUCCUUUGGUGGAAACAAUGCUGCUCCCAAUGCCAAUCCCGCUGCUAGUGCCCCGAUCAAAUCAAACAGCUUUACAUUCGCGGGCGCAGGUAGUCAACAAUCUUCGACAGCUGCUCCGCUGGGAGGGGCCAAACCGGGCUUCAGUUUUUCCGCUGGAUCUAGUAACGCAAACGCCAACAGUGCCGGUUUGCCAAGCUUUGGAAAUGCGACCCAAUCUGCAGGUAGUCCAUUUUCACUUGGCGCAAAUAAUACCACCAACAACAAUCAAGCAACCGUGAAACCAUUCUCAUUUGGUGGUACCACAGCUCCAGCAACAGCACAAGCACCAGUCGGUGGAGGCAUUUUCAAUGGAGCCAGUGCCACCUCCCCAGUUGGUCAGGCCCCGGCCUUUAAUUUUUCAGUUGGCUCCAACGCCGGUCAGCCACCGGCUUUUAAUUUCUCAGCCGGAAGUGGAUCCACCGGCCCAACAUUGGCAACAGCAGGAAGCCCAUUCUCGCUUUUGCCCAGUGGAGAAACGCCUACAUUCAGCGUGGGUGUUGGACCACCGGUAACCAGAAGGCCCAUCCGACAUCCCACAAGACGCAGAUAGACGCGAAAUCAUCAAAGUCCCGGAUGCUGACAAGGUAAGGUGAUAUAGUAUGCUCUUGACGUUUCAUAACAGUGUAAUUUUCUUCUGUUUUUUGUUCGUAUCAUGAUAUAAAAUUAAUCAGUCUGGGUUUAAGAUUAUUGGAACCUAGUGCGCUAGUUAAUAUAAAAUAAAGAAUAAAUCCGUUUGUGUAUAUUUUUUGGU
This is a messenger RNA of Uranotaenia lowii, 7164 nucleotides long. RefSeq names its product mucin-19. NCBI's taxonomy places the organism in Eukaryota, Metazoa, Arthropoda, Insecta, Diptera, Culicidae. The record is from RefSeq and is a predicted model, not a curated record. The coding region runs from base 3106 to 6963 and encodes 1285 amino acids. The transcript is spliced from 4 exons.